This is a messenger RNA of Parascedosporium putredinis, 1005 nucleotides long. The record is from the annotation of a GenBank genome assembly. NCBI's taxonomy places the organism in Eukaryota, Fungi, Ascomycota, Sordariomycetes, Microascales, Microascaceae.
AUGAUGCAAGAAAUUGUUCCGAUCGACGGUGUAGCGGUACCUACCGAUGCCUUGCUUGUCGACAACUCGGUCCCCGUGCUCGUUGGCGAUGAGUGGACUUGGAUAUCCGACGAUGACGCCGAAGUGGACUUGCGCAAGCGACAGGACAAAGACGAGGAGGAAACCACAACGGUGAGCUCUUCAUCGCAGACUGCGCGCACGAGCGGCAUCAGCAGCGUCAGCAGCGCAUCCAAGACCACCGCCGUCACGAGUUCCAAAGCCGUCGCGACCACUGCCGCCUUGCCGUCCCCGUUCGAUAGCGGCCUCGAUUUCAAGUUUACCAGCAACGGCGGAAAGUCGUGUCCCAAUUUCCUAAACGAGAUGCUCCUUGACGAGACGUUCAAGUCGUGCUAUCCCGUCUCCCUGAUGCUCGAGACAUCGAGAGCAUUUUUCGAGGCGUCCAAGUCGCUUCCCACCAUCGUGACGGUCCUCGACGCCGCCUGUGACGCCGACGUUGACUUUUGCACCAAAUACCUCAAGGAAAAGGCCAAGGAGUUGAUCCUGGAUGAGAAUUGCGGAGGUGAAUUCGCUUCCAACCUGUCCAACAUCCAGCAGGCCUACGUCGGCCUUAGGGCCUACAACGUACUUUACAAGGCUACGUGCCUGCGGGACCGCGAGAAUGACGACAUGUACUGCUUCGCGAAUGCCAUCACCAACACCAGCACGCCGGCCAACGCCUACUUUUACUUCUUGCCCUUGGGCAAAGCUUUGCCCCAGAGCGCCAACCCGGCCUGCAGCACUUGUCUCCAGGACAUGAUGGCCAUUUACCAAUCCGCCGGCGCCAAUCGAAAGCAGCCCAUCGCCGAUACGUACGUAACGGCGGCCCAGUCUCUCAACGCCAUUUGUGGGCCCCAAUUCGCAAACGACACUUUGCCCGACGAGGUGGAGGACGCUGCCGGCCGUCUCGCCAUUUCGUCACUCGCCGUUUUGGUCACUGUCCUUGCUCUCCUCUUUAACUCGAUAUGA